Messenger RNA from Diceros bicornis minor, 2149 nucleotides. It is a transcript of the gene LHFPL6, whose product is annotated as LHFPL tetraspan subfamily member 6. The transcript is spliced from 5 exons. Gene Ontology annotation, cellular component: membrane. The coding region runs from base 544 to 1146 and encodes 200 amino acids. The record is from RefSeq and is a predicted model, not a curated record. Lineage: Eukaryota; Metazoa; Chordata; Mammalia; Perissodactyla; Rhinocerotidae.
CGCGGCCACAGCGCUCCGCCCGAGCGCGCCGGAGACACGCGGGGAGCGGGGUCUCCACUGGCCGCCGCGCAGCCUGUUCUUCUGCGCACCCUCCGCCUCCUCCCGGCCCCGCUCUCUCUCCCAAGUCGGGCCCGGGGUCUCUGCGGCUGUUAGGGACAGCGGCGAAGAAGGAAGGACAGUCUUCUUCGCCGUGGAUGUUCCGCCCGGGAAAGACAGCAAGUUGUGUGUGCGCCCCGGACUCGGGAGAGAAGGCGGCCGCCGCCCGCCAGCCAUAGAGUUACUGCAUCUAAAGGGACACAGAACAGUUGCUGCAAGUUAUGAGCAUGAACUUCCAAGCCAAAUAAACCAGAGGACCAUCGUCCUUACUACAGAGGAUGGGAAGUUGAUGCCCAGUGAGACUGAAGACCUGUUCUGUUAAUAGACACUCCCUGUUACGGAACUGUGGCUCACCUGGGGUUCCCUGGUGGUUUCAAACGCACCUUCCCUCACUCCUGCAGUCCCAGAACAGUUACUUUGGGUCCUCAUUGCCCUAUCUGGUGAAAGAUGGCAUCCAGCCUGACUUGUACCGGAGUGAUCUGGGCUUUGCUCUCGUUUCUUUGUGCUGCCACCUCCUGCGUUGGGUUCUUUAUGCCUUACUGGCUCUGGGGAUCACAACUGGGCAAGCCUGUGUCCUUCGGUACUUUCCGGAGGUGCUCAUAUCCUGUGCAUGAUGAGAGUCGGCAGAUGAUGGUGAUGGUGGAGGAAUGUGGGCGCUAUGCCUCCUUCCAGGGCAUCCCCAGUGCAGAAUGGAGGAUCUGUACCAUCGUGACAGGCCUGGGUUGUGGCCUCCUCCUUCUGGUGGCUCUCACUGCCCUCAUGGGUUGCUGUGUGUCGGAGCUCAUCUCCAGGACAGUGGGAAGAGUGGCUGGAGGAAUUCAGUUUCUGGGGGGCUUGUUGAUCGGUGCUGGCUGUGCCCUCUACCCCUUGGGCUGGGACAGUGAGGAAGUCCGGCAGACUUGUGGCUACAUUUCUGGCCAGUUUGACCUGGGUAAGUGUGAAAUCGGCUGGGCCUACUACUGCACAGGAGCAGGUGCUGCCGCCGCCAUGCUGCUGUGCACAUGGCUGGCUUGCUUCUCUGGCAAGAAACAGAAGCAGUACCCAUACUGAGAUGGGGCCACCAAGAGCAAACAGAGGAGAAGAUGGGCCGAAGGGGCUUGGAGGUACUGAAGCAUCCAGCUACUUUCAAAAGGUGGAAUAGUGGUUCUAAUCCAUACAAUGCUAAUGAAAUGAAUCCCAGUGGAAUCAGAAACCUUAUAUACUAUGGAAGGGUUGUGCACGAUUUGUGAAAGAAAGAGAGAGCAUGGAAUGAUAGAGAAAAAUGGACCAAAGGCUAAAAAUAUUGCAGGGUGUUGGGUGUUUCUAUUCCACAGAGUAUUGUUAAUGUAGAACACAAACACACACAAAACAAAUUUAUAUAUGCAAACAAGGGUUUUGUUUUUUUUUUAAAGAUGAGGACUCAGAAUCAAAGGGCUAGUAGAAACAGUAUUAUGUUGGGAAGCAGGGUAACCCGCAGAUGUUCCCUGUAGGUCAUGAUGCUUCUGGAAGCACACGAGCACAUACAGACAUACACAUCCACACACAUGGCCCAUGCACAAACAUAUGAGUUGUUGCACAGACUGUAUGAGAGGUUUAGCGGUGCAUUACUCCUCUGUUUUCUUUUUAAUAUACAUUUAAAACACAGUAUUAUCACUUUAUAAAGCAUACAUUAAACCUAAUAAAUGGACCAAUAAGCCACUUUAUCAGUAUUUUAUAUAUCCUGCAUAAACUCUUUAUGCCCUCAACGUGUUUUCAGUGUUUAUGCAGAGCUUUAGAGUUAAGCCUUUGUAUUUCAAUAUUAUUCAAAAAUAUGCAAUAUUUCUCUGAGUAGCUUCUGCUAUGAUAUUCUUACGAAGUAAAGGAUCAAAUUUCUGUCCACUGUAGGGGAGAAUUCAGUUGAAGAUAUGUGAGUGAUGGGAGACAUUUUCCAUUCAUUAGAUCUUGUUUUCUUUUGCCCAUUAUUGUACUGUGCUGUACCACAUUUAUUUCAAUAUUCAUUUUGUAAAAAAUAAAAAAAGUGCUAUUUUGUUUGUAUUUGAAAAGCUCUGUGAAUAAAUUCUCUCUUUGAUCAAUA